AUGUUUAACCGUCACUUCCUUUUCUCCACAAUAACCAUCUUCACAUUUGUCAGAGCUUCUAAUGGGAACAAAGAGUUGAUUGACCAGCUUGAGAAGUGGAAUUACAGAGAAGGAGCAGGGAAAGUAAAUAUCCUAGGAACUCGCAGCAUCACAGGGACAUUAGAGAAAUGGGGAAAUGAGAUCUUCAAUGAAGGGAAAGAUAUUCUCAUGUACCAGCCCCAAAUCCUCCUUCCAGAUUACACAGGUAUCCGAUCACUUUCUGAGGCACUCGAUGACCUUCUAAGAGAUGUUAAAUCUCUGAAAAAACGGAUUGGUGAAUUAAAUGAUCGUCUUGAUGGUAUCAAUAGGGCUUUCAUAAGAAAGAGACUGCGCAUGGCUCCUAGAAACCCUGCAACAAAUCCAAGAACUUUUCCACAACGGCAAAGAAAAACUUACUCACCCUCCUAACCGGCCUUUCUCUGUGAAGAGGAGAGUAUACAUCAGAAGAAGAGUGAAAGCCUAG
Molecule: messenger RNA, 502 nt
Organism: Staurois parvus
Lineage: Eukaryota; Metazoa; Chordata; Amphibia; Anura; Ranidae
Source: the annotation of a GenBank genome assembly